Acanthosepion pharaonis is the source of this 1116-nucleotide messenger RNA. Lineage: Eukaryota; Metazoa; Mollusca; Cephalopoda; Sepiida; Sepiidae. The record is from the annotation of a GenBank genome assembly.
AUGCCUGAACGUCGGACAAACCCCUACCCUCAUCUUUUCAUUCUUUUUCUCGUUUGCCUUUCUCCCCGGCAUUUCUUUCCCUUCCCGCCAAAAACCGAUUCGAGUGAAAAGUUUAUCGCGGGCCGGUACGUGAUUUGCAGCUGCCUCUUUUCUCAUCGGCCAUUUUCAAGCCACCACCCACCGUCAACCCCUUAUAACAUGACCCGUCGUCACCACCUCCACGUUCUGCUAUUCCGAAUAUACCUAUCAUCACCGAUCGACCCUCCGACUAACAGCGUCACCUCUCACUUUUACCUCAUUUUCAUCCCACCAUCUAUCUAUCUAUCUAUCUAUCUAUCUAUCUAUACAUGUAAUUGUGGGCAUUUUUACCGCUUUCUAUCUAUCUAUCUAUCUAUCUAUCUAUCUAUCUAUCUAUCUAUCUAUCUUUCUUUCUUUCAAUCUUUCUUUCUUUCUUUUUUACUUUCUUUCUUUCUUUCUUUUUCUGAUCAAAUCUAUCUUUUUGUCAAUCUAUUUCGAUCUGAUCAUGACUAUGUAUCUCUCCCUUCCUUUUGUAAUCUCAAUCAGAACAUUAUCUAUCUAUCUAUCUAUCUAUCUAUCUAUCUAUCUAUCUAUCUAUCUAUCUAUCUAUCUAUCUCAGCCUGUUCAUAUCUAUCUAUCUAUCUAUCUAUCUAUCUAUCAUCAUCUAUCUAUCUAUCCCAGUUUGUUCAUAUCUAUCUAUCUAUCUAUCUAUCUAUCUAUCUAUCUAUCUAUCUAUCUAUCUCAGCCUGUUCAUAUCUAUCUAUCUAUCUAUCUAUCUAUCUAUCUAUCAUCUAUCUAUCUAUCUAUCUAUCUCAGUUUGUUCAUAUCUAUCUAUCUAUCUAUCUAUCUCAUAUCUAUCUAUCUAUCAUCUAUCUAUCUCAGUCUGUUCAUAUCUAUCUAUCUAUCUAUCUAUCUAUCUAUCUAUCUAUCUAUCUAUCUAUCUAUCUCAGUUUGUUCAUAUCUAUCUAUUUAUCUAUCUAUGUGGUUCUCUCACUCUCUCUCCCUAUCUAUCUAUCUAUCUAUCUAUCUAUCUAUCUAUCUAGGUCUCUUCAUAUCUAUCUAUCUAUCUAUCUAUCUAUCUAUCUAUCUAUCUAUUGA